Lolium rigidum is the source of this 3652-nucleotide messenger RNA. Its product is annotated as receptor-like protein kinase HSL1. Gene Ontology annotation, molecular function: ATP binding; protein binding; protein kinase activity. Bases 197 to 3406 code for a protein of 1069 amino acids. The transcript has 2 exons. The record is from RefSeq and is a predicted model, not a curated record. Gene Ontology annotation, biological process: protein phosphorylation. Gene Ontology annotation, cellular component: plasma membrane. NCBI's taxonomy places the organism in Eukaryota, Viridiplantae, Streptophyta, Magnoliopsida, Poales, Poaceae.
CUGAAUGAACCUGCAUCUUCUCCCAACGAGCCCAAUCCGCUAGAACCACCAUCAGUCCGAAGAAAAACCAUGUACUCCCGCCGUUCGAUGCUUCCAAGCAAGUACACCGCCGAGCACUUGACGCUCGCGCCGCCAUUGCUGACCACGUGCUACUAAUACAAAACCAACUCCUCUGUCCGUGUCCACCGCGGUGGCCAUGGCGGGAAACGCAACACACCGAGACCGGCUCACAACAACAAUGGUGUCCGCACCACGCCGCGCGUCCCACCUCCUCCUCCUCCUCCUGCCCGUGCUCCUCAGCUGCCUCCUGCACCGCGCAGCCGCCCAGCCCGCCACCACCGCACCGGACGAGAAGCAGCUGCUCCUCCAGCUCAAGCGCGCGUGGGGCGACCCGCCCGUGCUUGCGGCAUGGGACGGCAAGGGCGACCACUGCACCUGGCCCUACGUGGCCUGCGACGCCUCGUCCGGCCGCGUCACGAACCUCUCCCUCGCCAACACCUACGUCGCCGGCCCGGUGUCCGACGCCGUCGGCGGCCUCUCCGGCCUCACGAGCCUCGACCUCUUCAACAACAGCAUCAACGGCACCUUCCCGACCAGCCUGUACCGCUGCGCUUCGCUCCGGUACCUCGACCUCUCCGAGAACUACCUCGGCGGCGAGCUCCCCGCCGACAUCGGCACCGGGCUCGGCAAGAACCUCACCUCUCUGAUCCUCCGCGGCAACGGCUUCACCGGUACAAUUCCCACCUCCUUGUCCCGGUUAACGAACCUGCAGUCGCUCUCGCUGUACAACAACCCGCUCGCCGGCACAAUCCCGGAGGAGCUCGGCGAGCUGACGAGCCUUCAGUUCCUGUGGCUCUCCAACAACGCCUUUGCCGCGGGCGAGCUGCCGGCGUCGUUCAAGAACCUGACCAAGCUCAAAUCCUUCCUGGUGACCAAUUGCAGCCUCACCGGGGAUAUCCCGAGCUAUGUGGGCGAUAUGCCGGACCUAGAGUUCCUCGACCUCUCGGUCAACAACUUCACCGGGAGUAUACCUCCAGGGAUCUGGAACCUCACCAAGCUACAGACUCUGCAUCUGUUCGCAAACAACCUCACUGGCGACGUCGUCGUCGAUGGUGCUUUCGGGGCGAUGAAUUUGGAGACGAUCGAUCUGACCGCCAACAUGCUGACUGGGCCGAUUCCGGAGGCCUUCGGUCACCUCCCAAACCUUGCAACGCUGAACCUCUACGACAACAACUUCUCCGGUGAGAUACCGGCGACCAUCGGCCGGUUGCCUUCAUUGGUGAAGCUGUCUGUGUUCAGAAAUCGUCUCAGCGGCACGCUCCCUCCGGACCUCGGCAAGGACCCAUCAUCAGGGUUGCUGUCUAUUGAAGUCUUUGACAACGACAUCACCGGCGAGAUACCGGAGGGGCUGUGCACCAACGGCAAGUUCCAGGCGCUCAUCGCCCAAGACAACGGCUUGACCGGCUCCAUCCCGGCAGGCCUCGCCGGUUGCGCCACCCUCACCAACCUCAAGCUCGACAAUAACCAGCUCUCCGGUGAGGUCCCUGAAGCGCUGUGGAGGGCGACAGAGCUUACGCAGCUGCUCCUGCGGAAUAACCGUCUCAGCGGGACUCUGCCGGCCACCAUGUACAGCAGCCUCACAACUCUACAAAUUGAGAACAAUCAGUUUCGUGGCAACAUCCCAGCGGCGGCUAUUGGACUCCGUGCAUUCACCGCCGGAAACAACAAAUUUUCAGGGGAGAUGCCGGCCAAUCUUGGCAUCGGCAUGCCGCUGCUGCAGAACAUGAACUUGUCAGGUAACCAGCUCUCUGGCGGGAUCCCGAGGAGCGUAGCCAAGCUCGGUUCCCUGACGCAGAUGGACCUCAGCGGAAACCAGCUCACGGGGGAGAUACCGGCAGAAUUGGGCGCCAUGCCGGUGCUCAGCGCACUUGACUUGUCGUCGAACAAGCUCUCCGGCGACAUACCGCCGCCGCUUGCCAGGCUGCGGCUCAGCUCGCUCAACCUGUCAUCCAACCAGCUAGACGGCCAGGUACCGGCUGAGCUCGCCAUCGCUGCCUACGAUCGCAGCUUCCUCAACAACCCCGACCUCUGCCACGCCGGCCUCGAGCCCGGCUACCUUUCCGGCGUGCGUUCCUGCUCCGCCGGUUCGAAAGCAGCCGGCGCUUCCUCAGGCGGCGUCUCGCCGGCUCUGCGAACGGGCCUCUUGGUCGCUGCCGGCGCGCUCCUCGUCCUCAUCGUGGCGUUCGCCUUCUUCGCCGUCCGCGAAAUGAAGAAACGGAAGCGCGUGGCACGGGACAGUGGCUGGAAGAUCACGCCUUACCAGACCGAUCUGGGAUUCGGGGAGGCGGCCAUACUCCGGGCGCUAAUCGAAGAGAAUCUCGUCGGCAGCGGCGGGUCGGGGCGCGUGUACCGCGCCGCGUACACGAACCGGUACAACGGCAACGCCGGCGCCGUGGCCGUGAAGCAGAUACGGAGCGCCAGGAAGGUGGACGAGAAGGUGGAGCGCGAAUUCGAGUCGGAGGCGAGCAUCCUCGGCGGCGUCCGGCACAAGAACAUCGUCAGGCUGCUUUGCUGCCUCUCCCGCCCCGACUCCGGCGCCAAGCUCCUCGUGUACGACUACAUGGACAACGGCAGCCUCGACGGGUGGCUCCACAGCGCCGGGAAAACCAUUCCGACUAUGACGAGGGCUCUGUCUGGGCGGCGCGAGGCUGGUUUGGACUGGCCGACAAGGAUCAGAGUCGCCGUGGGCGCCGCGCAGGGGCUCUGCUACAUGCACCACGAGUGCACCCCGCCCAUCGUUCACAGGGACGUCAAGACCAGCAACAUCUUGCUGGACUCCGAGUUCCGGGCCAAGAUCGCGGAUUUCGGGCUGGCCAGGAUGCUGGUGCAGGCCGGCACGCCCAACACCAUGUCCGCCGUCGCCGGGUCGUUCGGCUACAUGGCUCCCGAGUGCGGUUACACGAGGAAGGUGACGGAGAAGGUGGACGUGUACAGCUUCGGCGUGGUACUCCUGGAGCUCACCACCGGCAGGGCGGCCAACGACGGCGGCGAGGACGGGUCCCUGGCGGAAUGGGCACGGCACCUGUACCAAUCAGGAGGAAGCAUACCCGACGCCACGGAUAGCCGUAUCAGAUACGCUGGGUGCUCGGAGGAGAUCGAGGCCGUGUUCAGACUAGGCGUGAUGUGCACCAGCGCCUCGCCGUCGUCGCGGCCGUCCAUGAAGGAAGUGCUGCAGAUCCUGCUCAGGUGCUCAGAGCAGACGCACCAGAAAGGCAAGACGGAGCCAGGCCGGGAGUACGAAGCAGCUCCGUUCUUGCUGCCGCAGCGCGGCAGCCGGCGAAAACAGCUUUCGAGCUCUAGAGGAUCCGACGGCGAAGAGAAUAGUGACUUCGACAGCAUUGUCUGAAUAAAGGAGCCAAGAAGGCAACGACCUGCAACUUUCGUUAGGACAACAGCUAUAGGCAGGGACAAUAUGACCUGGUGGGACUGUGUAUUUGUACUUCAGGUCACAUUUGGUGUACUAUAGCAUAGGACACUACUUAUAGCUGUUGUCCUAACGAAAUGUGACAAUAUGACAACAGCUAUAGGCAGGGACAAUAUAGUCUGAACUCUGAACUUGACUACACAUUCUUGAUUAGACACUACUUACUUC